Phytophthora infestans T30-4 is the source of this 1593-nucleotide messenger RNA. RefSeq names its product M96 mating-specific protein family. The record is from RefSeq and is a predicted model, not a curated record. The transcript has 2 exons. The coding region runs from base 13 to 1593 and encodes 526 amino acids. NCBI's taxonomy places the organism in Eukaryota, Oomycota, Peronosporomycetes, Peronosporales, Peronosporaceae.
AAGAGAUCGGCGAUGGAGGGCGAUGACUCAAAGGCGCUGGAGGAAGCGCUCUCUUUCCUCGCCGACUGCGAGGCGUCGACCGAUUGGCUACUCGGAUCUGCCGCUGCGAUGGACCUAGCUGACCUGGGACUCGGUGAUUAUAGCGGUGAACUGGACGUGGACCUGGAACUACCAACGCUAAUGGAGCAACCGAUUCACGCGUUUGAAGCCACCCCCUAUCAGCAGAUGACUCCCCGCAGACCGCCAGUUUCGGAAACUGUCGUGGCACUCCAAAGGCGUGAUAGAAGUACAAGUAUCUUUACGGGAAGCCCCACUUCGUUAACAAGCAGUCCAACGCUGCAGACACAGGAUUUCAAGGGCAACAAAAUCAAGCAACCACGUAAAUACUCGAAUCGCGCUCGAGACGCACGCCGAGAAGAGUUGGUGUAUCUGCGUCAAAAAGUGAAGGGACUGCAGCUGCAGUUGGACCAACUGCGCAGUACACGCAAGCCUCAAACCGUAUCGGCGCAGUUUUCAUCUGUCGCUGCCCCACCAUCAGCAGUGGAGCGAAAGGAUGCCAGGAUGAAAAAUAAAUUGGCAGCAAUGCGCACCACCAAGAUGUCGACUGGAACACCAUCUGCUACCUUUUCAUCGGUUGCGGCACCCAUGGCGAGCACUGCAUCUCCAGCGCACUUAGCCGCGGUGUGGGGGGACAUGGCGCAGCGCCAGGCCUUGGAGAGGCAAAAGGCAGAGCGUGAGAACGUUCGGCUAAAGUUGGUUUUGGAGAAGCAGAUCAAGGUGGCAAAGAGCCUUGAGCGCAUCCUAAGAAAACGCCAAAAUGAACGAGUCUUGGGUGGGCCGAGCAAACGAAUUCGCCGAGUAUCACCCGUGCCGGGGCCUGGUGCGGCACGUGAUGACCGCGCAGAUUUCGAUAUGCUGCUUUCUGGGAUCGAGAGAUCCCGUCAGGAGCUGGAUGCCGUUUUCGAAGCCAAUGGUUUAGGACGCAUGGAAACAGCACACCGCACCGCGAAGAUCGAGCACGAUGCAACUCGGGGCAUGGUGAUGGAAAUCUACGCGAAUAAGGUCAUGCCAUUUGACAUGCCCACGACGGGAAAGGCAGUGUGGCGUCAUUUCGCACACUCGAUGGACCACAUGCCUCACCGUACAUACUACGAGAAACAACCGCUGCAUAUUGAAGCUAGUGACGACACCGUGGUGGAACGCUACGGCCUUGAGAUGACGGACGGUCAUACGAAUGGGGACUUCCACGUGAAGCACAUCAUCCGGCGAUACGUGGAACAGGAUCGCAUUAUUGUUGUGUGGCGUACGAUAACAGAUACGGUGGAAUUUUCGGCCGAGCCAACUCCAGGUAUCCGCUUCUUGGAGAAAGGCUACAUCGUGAUCAAACCUCCUGCUACAGGCCAGCAGGGUUGUACGUUGAUGCAGACAUGCUACAUUAUUCGACCCGAAUUUCGCAACCGCAAUGGGCCUGACCAGUCCCGCAAGGUCGGCGCACUCACCGACUUUGUGCUGAGUUCCGUGACAGGUAGUAUCAGUGCGAGCCACCAAAUGAUUGAGAACGUACUUCUCACUGGGGAUCUUAAGAAAGACUAG